Messenger RNA from Gallus gallus (chicken), 2451 nucleotides. It is a transcript of the gene MHCY60, whose product is annotated as class I histocompatibility antigen, F10 alpha chain-like. The transcript has 8 exons. Gene Ontology annotation, biological process: immune response. Lineage: Eukaryota; Metazoa; Chordata; Aves; Galliformes; Phasianidae. The coding region runs from base 24 to 1499 and encodes 491 amino acids. Gene Ontology annotation, cellular component: external side of plasma membrane. The record is from RefSeq and is a predicted model, not a curated record.
GGGCGUGGAAGGGGAGGGGGCUGAUGGAGAAAGAAUGGCGGUGCUUCCGUGCCUGGGGCAGCGCUCCCGUCCCGUCCCGUCCCGUCCCGUCCCACAACGCUGCGGGAAGCGAUGGCAGCAGCUGCAAUAGAGCACGCUUUGCUUACUGCAAACUCCGCGUCUUUACGAUGGGCAGCGGCUUGGCAGGAUGGGCAGAGAAAGAAAUCGAAGGAGUCCCGAAGGCGUGUGACUCCCUGAAGCCUUACCCUGUUGGGAUCCUUCUCCUCUGGUGUGCUGGGGGUUCUGGUGCUGCUUUGUGCUCUGAGGAAUGGUUCAGUCGUUCUCCCUCUGCAGGCGUGGAAACCUUGUGCUUCAGUACAGGGUCGCACUCCCUGCGCUACUUCCUGACCGGGAUGACGGAUCCCGUUCCCGGGAUGCCGCAGUUCGUGAUCGUCGGGUAUGUGGACGGCGACCUGUUUGGUAAGUACGACAGUAAGAGCAGGAGUGCACAGCCCAUCGUGGAGAAGCUGCCGCAGGAGGACCAGGAGCACUGGGACACGGAGACCCAGAAGGCCCGGGACGGCGAGCUGGAUUUCUGCGGGUUCCUGGGCAGGCUGCCGGAACAGUACAACAAAAGUGGAGGGUCUCACACACUGCAGAUGAUGUUUGGCUGUGACAUCCUGGAGGACGGCAGCAUCCGAGGGUAUGAUCAGUAUGCAUUUGAUGGGCGGGACCACAUUGCCUUUGAUAUGGACACGAUGACGUUCACCGCGGCAGACCCGGUGGCAGAAAUCACCAAGAGGAGAUGGGAGGAGGAAGGGACGUAUGCUGAGAGAUGGAAGCAUGAGCUGGGGACUGUCUGUGUUCAGAAAUUGAGGAGAUACCUGGAGCAUGGGAAGGCGGCACUGAAAAGGAGAGUGCAGCCCGAGGUGCGAGUGUGGGGGAAGGAGGCCGACGGGAUCCUGACCUUGUCCUGCCACGCUCACGGCUUCUACCCGUGGCCCAUCAGCAUCAGCUGGAUGAAGGACGGCAUGGUCCGGGACCAGGAGACCCACUGGGGGGGCGUCGUGCCCAACAGCGAUGGCACCUACCACGCCUCGGCUGCCAUUGAUGUGCUGCCGGAGGAUGGGGACAAGUACCGGUGCCGCGUGGAGCACGCCAGCCUGCCCCAGCCUGGCCUCUUCCCAUGGGAGCCGCAGCCCAACCUAAUCCCCAUUGUGGCCGGGGCGGUCGUCGCCAUCGUGGCUGUCAUCGCUGCUGUUGUUGGUUUGGUGGUGUGGAAGAGCAAGUCAGGGAAGGAGAAGAAGUGUUAUGAAGCAGCGCCAGGCCACGACGGAGAAUCCAGCAGCUCGGCCACAAGUACAGUGUGGAACUGGGGCUCAGGAGGGGUCCCUGCGGUUGGAGCGAUCCCACUUCCCUGCACUCCCCCAUUGGACCCGCGUCCGGGGCAAUAUUGGGCCCAGCCCUCCCUCCUGAACCCUCAGGGUGGUGAGUCAGGAUGGGGAUGUGGCCCCACGUGACACCAUCUCUUCUCACCCCCACAGGAAUUGAACCUUCCAUCUGAGUGCUGUGCUGCAGUAGCCAGCCUUGCAUGCACGUGUUUGGAGUCUGUGGGUGUGUGUAUCUCCGUUUGCUCGACUCCUGCAUCUCCUCGGGCUGACGCAGUGUGUGCUCCUCUGCUCCACUCUGUGCGUUAUUUCCUGGGGAUGACCCAUUGAAAUGUCCACCUCGUGAGCAGAGGUGGACCUCUGGGCAGAGCGCUGUGCAUCGUUUUGGAGAAGAUACCAUUGCAGACACACAGGGAGGAGAGCGCCGGGUUCCGGGCUCAGGGGACGGGCAGAGGCUCUGGAAGAGGCCGAGCAGAAAAGAGUGUUCCAAACAGUCCGUAGAAGUGCAAAAGAGACCCGAACAGUAAUGGGAUGCGGAGUGGGUGAAGCAGGUGGAUUUGUGAAGGUGAGGCAGCCAUUUCCUUCAGUCCUCAGACGCCGACCUGAGACCCCAGGCUGAUUGCUGGGACGUUCAGAACAAGGACUCAGCUCCACCACAUGUGGCAGCUGAGGAACACAGGAAAGCAAAGGUGCAUAGGAACAUAGGAGGCGCCCCACAACUGGAGGAACAGCCGUGACGUCGCUGGGUACAAGGGCAGUGAGUGCAUCUUCAUCUCUCUCCUCUCUCUUUCUCCUCCUCUCUUUCUUUCCAAGCCCUAUCUGAAUGUAACACGAGGCACAGCACCAUAGCUUCUUGCUAACUGGGUACAUCAUUGUGAUCGUUCAUAUAUCAAAUCUGACCGGAGUUACAGCAGCAAACUGGGCAUCCUUCAACCGAAGCUCAGCCCCCCACAACCCACCUGACAGCCAAGAACAAGUUGGAGCAGAAGGGGAGUUGUUUUCUGCCAAAUUUCUUUGCGCUCUUCGUGUGAUGCCCUUCAAGUCAAAUAAACCCCAGCACUGUGGAUUGCUGGUUUGCAGCUCA